Messenger RNA from Microthlaspi erraticum, 1638 nucleotides. NCBI's taxonomy places the organism in Eukaryota, Viridiplantae, Streptophyta, Magnoliopsida, Brassicales, Brassicaceae. The record is from the annotation of a GenBank genome assembly.
AUGGCGGCAUUAGCUCCAACCAGAUUCCUUGUUCUACUCAGAGAGUUUACAGCCUUCAGAAAGAUAUCAUGGCGUUCUGCUGCAACCAACUACCACAGGCAAUCGCGUUUCUUAUGCCAUGUUGCGAAAGAAGAUGGGUCUCUUACUCUUGCAAGCCUUGAAUUGGAGAACAAACCAAGAAAAUCAGGGAAGAGUAAAGCGAUAAAGCUUGAGGGAGGUUUUGUUACUGACAUUGGUCAAGGUAAGGUAAGAGCGGUAAAGAACGAUAAAAUGAAACUAGUGAAGGUGAAGAAACAAGCUGAGAUCGUCUCACCUUUGUUUUCUGCAAAAUCCUUUGAAGAGCUUGGCCUCCCAGAUUCAUUGUUAGACAGUUUAGAAAGAGAAGGUUUCUCUGUUCCAACAGAUGUCCAAUCCGCAGCUGUCCCAGCAAUAAUCAAAGGCCACGACGCAGUGAUUCAGUCCUACACAGGAUCUGGCAAGACACUAGCUUACCUCCUUCCAAUAUUAUCCGAAAUUGGUCCACUCUCCAACAGUGAAAGCGAUAAGAGAGCAGAUAUUCAGGCAAUGAUCGUGGCUCCAUCGAGAGAACUCGGUAUGCAGAUAGUAAGAGAGGUGGAGAAACUUCUCGGACCUAAUCACCGUAGAAUGGUUCAGCAGUUGGUUGGAGGUGCGAACCGAAUGAGGCAAGAAGAGGCUCUUAAGAAGAACAAACCAGCAAUCGUCGUUGGCACUCCCGGGAGGAUUGCAGAGAUAAGCAAAGGUGGGAAACUGCACACUCAUGGGUGUAGGUUCUUGGUGCUAGACGAAGUCGAUGAGCUUUUAUCUUUCAAUUUCCGAGAAGAUAUCCAUAGGAUACUUGAGCAUGUGGGAAGGAGAUCUGGUGCUGGUCCUAAAGGAGAAGUCGACGAACGUGCUAACAGACAGACCAUUCUAGUCUCUGCAACUGUGCCGUUCUCCGUUAUUAGAGCAGCUAAGAGCUGGAGUCACGAGCCGGUUCUUGUCCAAGCCAACAAGAUCACUGCUCUUGAUACCGUUCAAGCAUCUGCACCGGCGAUUAGCUUGACCCCCACAACGUCUGAAGCUGAUGGACAGAUUCAGACUACUAUUCAGAGCUUACCUCCAGCGUUGAAACACUAUUACUGCAUCUCAAAGCACCAACACAAAGUCGACGCGUUGAGGAGAUGCGUUCACGCGCUGGAUGCUCAAUCGGUUAUAGCUUUCAUGAACCACUCAAAGCAGCUGAAAGACGUGGUCUACAAACUUGAAGCUCGUGGUAUGAGCUGCGCUGAGAUGCAUGGAGAUCUAGGGAAGCUAGGGAGAUCAACGGUGCUGAAGAAGUUCAAGAACGGGGAGGUUAGGGUGCUGGUGACUAACGAGCUCUCGGCUCGGGGUCUUGAUGUUGCAGAAUGUGAUUUGGUGGUGAACCUUGAACUGCCGACGGACGCGGUUCACUAUGCACACCGAGCUGGGAGGACGGGGAGGCUGGGAAGGAAAGGGACGGUGGUUACAGUGUGUGAGGAAUCGCAAGUGUUUAUAGUGAAGAAGAUGGAGAAGCAGCUUGGUUUGCCUUUCUUGUAUUGUGAGUUUGUUGAUGGAGAGCUUCUUGUCACUGAGGAAGAUAAAGCUAUUAUAAGGUAG